Messenger RNA from Pelobates cultripes (western spadefoot toad), 2012 nucleotides. The record is from the annotation of a GenBank genome assembly. NCBI's taxonomy places the organism in Eukaryota, Metazoa, Chordata, Amphibia, Anura, Pelobatidae.
AUAUUUUUGUCAGUUUAAUAUUUUAAGAAUAUCAUUUUAGAAGUUUAUCCAAAAAUAUGAAGUCAUUUGAAAAGCUUUUGCAAAAAUAUUAAAUCGAGUUCCAAGUGAGUUAUGUUCUCCUGUUCUUUCUCUUUCUCUAUUUACAAACGAUAUCAGUGAUUUUCCUGCAUUUGUUCUUGUGUUUUCAAGAAAUAUCAGUGAUUUUUUUUCUCAUUAUAAAUUUAACAAUAUUGGCCUCAAUUUAAAAUUGUUAGGUAAGCUUUCCAAAUUAUUUAACAUUUUUUAUGUAAAAUUAUUUAAUAAUAUGAAAAGGAUUUUAGUUUUGUAAUAUUUAGCUAUUUUUGAUAUAUUGAUUUGUUGUAAUUUAUUAUAUAUUUUAUGAUAUUUUAAUAUUUAAACAAAAUUAUAUUUUAAAAGCUUAUCCAACAAUAUUAACUUGAUAAAAAUGUCAGGGCUUGUUGGUGUCCUUUCGAAAGAUGUUUCAUUCUCAUUUUACAUUUACAGAUGGUGAUGCUUCUGUCUCUACUAGGAAGUCAGUGGAGUCUCUGGUUUGGCUCUUCAGUUCUUUCGGUGGUAGAAAUGGGGGAGUUGGUUUUUGAUGUUGUAGUUAUUGGGAUAGUGUUUCUUCUUCACCGUUACCGCACUCGUAGAAAUCAGGAAGUGGAAGAAACAAGCAGUGUUGCAGAUUCUGUUCCAUCAUUUGAAAACAUCUCAGAAAGAGGUUCGGAGAUACCUCACAAUGACCCUACACACACACAAUUGAGGGUGGUAGCUGAUAUCACCCCUCCACCAGCCUAUGAAACCUUAGAUCUCAGCUCUUUGGGUGGGGGAUCUUCUCGCUCAUCCAGUUUACGAAGCAAUGUAUCUCAUCUAUCCCGUCAUGGAAACACUAGAAGAAGAUCACAAGGAGGAAUAAGGGCAAUGAACGACGCUGAAAAUGUGGAAUAAAGUGUUUUGGAGAAGGGGUAAAAUAGAAGGUCAAAUAGCCAAUUCUGGAAUUGGUGAAGAAUUGAUGGGUAGUUUAAGCUAUUGGUAAAGGGUAAUGUAGAAGGAUGAAAUAUAUGAAUACCAUAACAAUAUGCUUUAAAGUAUAUAAUCAGAUGUUGCAAAAAUUACUAUGUAAUGUAUGCUACCAUGCAUUAUGUAUAAACUACUUUUACUUUAUAUUAUGAUCAUUGUAUGAUUCUCUAUGCAAUUCACUGAUUUAUAAUCUACCAUAACAUUUACUACUUCUGCAAGUUGCUGCCAGUCAGUAACAGUGACUGGUCGAUACUCGGUGAUUUUGGGCACAGUUAGUUGCCAGUGGGUGGUGCUAGAUAUACCAAGUAACAGAAGAAUAAUGGGCACAGCAAGUUAAAUGAUACGUACUGUUUAACACUGGAUGGCAGUGAACAUGAUAGUUACAAAAUAGCAGUGGGCAUUAUCAUCUGCAAAUUACCUAAUGGUGGGGGUGUAACAAUGGGGUGAUGCUAAUUCAAAAUGUGGAAGUGGGCAUAAGAGGCCAUGUAUUCUUACAGGGCUAUUAGCUAUAAGGAGAUAUUAAUUUCCAGCGUGGUUGUGGGCUCAGCUGGUCGUAGAUUGGUAGAAGGCUCUAUUAGUUAUGGGGUUGAAUGGGUGAUUCUGAUUUGCAGUGUGCUUGUGGGAAUUUCGUAGAUGUCUCUAUAGGGCACGAGUUGAAAGAGGGGCUGCUUUUAACUGCGAUGUAAUUGAGUGCGGCUUGGGAUAGUCGUUCUGUGGCUAGCCACAUUUAUACAAUUUAUAACAAUUAGCAAUUGUUCCAAACUUGUAGUGGCUUCUACUGGAUAGUCACAUAUAACGAUAGGCAGUCCAUCGAGCCUCUCUGAUUAAUAUCACAAGUGAAAUGUUUUCAUGGUGUACAGAUAACUUUGCACAGACAUAUAUACAAAUCCACAAUAUAUUGUUCUAUAUACACUAUAAAUGAUUAACACUGUCUUAUACUGAAAUAAUAAGUUGGAACUGAGCUAAAAUAAAGAUGAUUCUAACCCUGCUGA